UGCGCCGCGGGACCCCUAUCCUGGCCGCUGGCCGCCGCCGCCGUCGCCGCUGCUGAAACCCCGAAGCCUCCCCAGUGACGCCGCAGCCAUGGAAAGCGGCUCACGUUCGGAGCCCGGUGCCGGCGCAGCCCCAGAUGUGGCAGCCAGGACCCCUCCAGAGCCACGACCUUCUCCAGAAGGUGACCCCUCCCCGCCGCCGCCACCACCACCGAUGUCAGCCCUGGUGCCCGACACUCCCCCAGACACCCCUCCCGCCAUGAAGAACACCACUGGCCCUAAGCAGCUCCCACUGGAACCAGAGAGCCCCCCAGAGCUGGCCGGGCCUAGGCCAGCCCCACAGCAGGAAGAGUCCCCUUUCUCAGAAGUGAAGAUCAGGGGACCCACCCCACCAGCCACAGGCCCACGGGAUGCCAGGCCUCCUCGAAGGAGCAGCCAGCCAUCCCCAACAGCAGUGUCAGCUGCCGACAGCCCUCCCACGAAGCAAGAUGCAAAGAAGGCAGGAGAGAGACACAAGCUGGCGAAGGAGCGGCGGGAAGAGCGGGCCAAGUACCUGGCGGCCAAGAAGGCGGUGUGGCUGGAGAAGGAGGAGAAGGCCAAGGUGCUGCGGGAGAAGCAGCUCCAGGAGCGCCGGCGGCGGCUGGAGGAGCAGCGGCUCAAAGCCGAGCAACGCCGAGCAGCCCUGGAGGAGCGGCAGCGGCAGAAACUGGAGAAAAACAAGGAGCGAUAUGAGGCAGCCAUCCAGAGGUCAGUGAAGAAGACGUGGGCCGAAAUCCGGCAGCAGCGCUGGUCCUGGGCAGGGGCCCUGCACCACAGCUCCCCAGGACGGAAGACCAGUGGGAGCAGGUGCUCCGUGUCGGCAGUAAACCUGCCCAAACACGUGGACUCUAUAAUCAACAAGCGGCUCUCAAAGUCCUCUGCCACGCUCUGGAACUCCCCCAGUAGAAAUCGCAGCCUGCAGCUGAGCCCAUGGGAGAGCAGCAUUGUGGACCGUCUGAUGACGCCCACCCUCUCCUUCCUGGCACGGAGUCGCAGUGCAGUCACCCUGCCCCGAAACGGCCGGGACCAGGGUAGGGGCCACGGUCCUGGGAGAGCCCCCUCGAGAGGCGGGACGGGGGCCAGCCUCGUGAGUGGGCCGCACCCCGACCGCACUCAUCCCUCCGCAGCCGUGCCCGUGUGCCCACGCUCGGCCUCCGCCAGCCCCCUGACGCCGUGCAGCGCCCCCCGAAGCGGGCACCGUUGCGCCCCCACCGGGGAGCGCCGCAAGGCCAGCACCGUGGGCAGCCCUGCCCCGGCCCGCCUCCGGCCCGAGGCUUCGCUGGUGCAGAAAAAGGAGAAGAAGGACAAGGAGAGGGAAAACGAGAAGGAGAAGAGUGCCCUGGCCCGGGAGCGCAGCCUCAAGAAGCGCCAGUCGCUGCCUGCCUCUCCGCGCCGCCCACGCCUCUCCACUGGCAACGUGGAGCUCAGUCCCAAAUCCAAGGCCCGGCCAUCCUCUCCCUCCACAUCCUGGCACAGGCCUGCCUCUCCCUGCCUCAGCCCAGGGCCAGGUCAUGCUCUGCCCCCAAAACCACCGUCCCCCCGCGGUACCACUGCAUCACCCAAGGGGCGGGUUCGGAGGAAGGAUGAGGCAAAGGAGAGCCUCAGUGUGGCGGGGCCUGAGGACAAGAACCAGAGCAAGGGCAAGGCCAGUGACGAGAAGGAGCCUGCAGCCCCAGCCUCACCAGCACCCUCGCCUGUGCCCUCACCCACCCCAGCCCAGCCCCAGGAGGAGCAGCCCACAGAGAUCCCUGCAGAUACAGCAGUCUUGACCUCACCCCCAGCCCCUGCUCCCCUGGUGACCCCUAGCAAACCGAUGGCCGGCACGACAGACCGAGAAGAGGCCACUAGGCUCCUGGCUGAGAAGCGGCGCCAGGCCCGGGAGCAGCGGGAGCGGGAGGAACAGGAGCGGAGGCUGCAGGCAGAAAGGGACAAGCGAAUGCGAGAGGAGCAGCUGGCUCGUGAGGCAGAGGCCCGGGCAGAGCGGGAGGCCGAGGCCAGGAGGCGGGAAGAGCAGGAGGCCCGGGAGAAGGCGCAGGCGGAGCAGGAGGAACUGGAGCGGCUGCAAAAGCAGAAAGAGGAGGCCGAAGCUCGGUCCCGAGAAGAAGCUGAGCGGCAGCGUCUGGAGCGGGAAAAGCACUUCCAGCGCGAGGAGCAGGAGCGGCAGGAGCGCAAAAAGCGCCUGGAGGAAAUCAUGAAGAGGACUCGGAAGUCAGAAGCUGCUGAAAUCAAGCAGAAGCAGGACAGAAAGGAGGCAAAGGCCAACAAUUCCAGCCCAGGGAUAGACCCUGUGAAAGCCAUGGAGGCUCGGCCCUCCGGGCUGCAGAAGGAGGCUGUGCAGAAAGAGGAUCUGGCCCCCCAGGAGCCUCAGUGGAGCCUGCCAAACAAGGAGUCGCCGGGGUCCCUGGUGAAUGGCCUGCAGUCUCUCCCAGCGCACCAGGAGAAUGGCUUCUCCUCUAAGGGACCCUCUGGGGACAAGAGUCUGGGCCGAACUCCAGAGGCACUCCUGCCCUUCGCAGAGGCAGAAGCCUUCCUCAAGAAAGCAGUGGUGCAGGCCCCACAGGUCACAGAAGUCCUUUAAGGGGUUGCCUUGGAUCCAGGCACAACUAUGAGGGCUCCUUUGCAUCAUCUACCAGGAUGUCUGCAAGAGAAAGAGACAGAACAAAGCUGGAAGUGGCCUGGGCCCCUGAGGGUUGGGUCCUCUCUGUUAUUUUUAACCUGCACCUUAUAGACUGAUGUCUCUUUGGCUGGAGCCCCUCAGUGCAUACGUGUGCUCACAGGCGUGGACCCCCCCCCCCAUACACACACACGUACACUCACAGCCUCUCUGGCCUCCUCCAUGGGGAAGGGCUACCUGUAGUAUUUGCCUUGGUUUGGUGGGGUACAGUGGAUGUGAAUACUGUAAAUAGCUUGUGCUCAGACUCCUCUGCAUGGAGUGGUGGGUGCAAGAGGCAGACCCUCCCAAGACUCCCUGGGGAGAUCUUCCUCCCUCUAUUUAACUGUGACUGAGGGGGAACCCAGGUCUGGGGAUGGGGGGCACCUUGGGCCACAGGAUACUGGUUGCUUUAGGGGUACCCAUGCCCCCUGCCCUCGCCUGGAAUCAGUGUUAUUGCAUCUGAUCAAAUUUCUCCAGAAAUAAAAUGACAAUAAUUCUGCCA
Messenger RNA from Kogia breviceps (pygmy sperm whale), 3191 nucleotides. The record is from RefSeq and is a predicted model, not a curated record. Lineage: Eukaryota; Metazoa; Chordata; Mammalia; Artiodactyla; Physeteridae.